Molecule: messenger RNA, 1958 nt
Organism: Xenia sp. Carnegie-2017
Lineage: Eukaryota; Metazoa; Cnidaria; Anthozoa; Malacalcyonacea; Xeniidae
Product: potassium voltage-gated channel subfamily A member 7-like
Exons: 8
Coding region: 182-1696 (504 amino acids)
Biological process (GO): potassium ion transmembrane transport; protein homooligomerization
Cellular component (GO): membrane; voltage-gated potassium channel complex
Molecular function (GO): delayed rectifier potassium channel activity; protein binding
Source: RefSeq, a predicted model, not a curated record
AUUUGCAUUUUAAAGCUUCAGCAUUCUCGGCAUUGUUUGCACACGUAUAUAUAAUGAAAAUAAAAAUAUUAACAAAGAUUUUUUUACCAUACCACUUGAAGACGCGAGGUGGCUUCAAAAGAUUGUAGUUAUAUAUCACGAAGAGUUUAGAAAAUAUUUGCUUGCGGAUUGUAGUAACGCAAUGAUAUCAACGAUAAACACAACCCGAGUUGGAUAUGAUUCAAAUUUUGGUCACUUGCUUCACAGAACACUAUCGUGUCACGAUGCCUUGAUUAACGACACUCCUGUUACGAUUUGUCCAGAAAAAUUUGUCGUCAUCAACAUUAGCGGAAAACGUUUUAAGACGUUUGAAGAGACAUUGGACUUUUUUCCAGAUACUCUACUGGGAAAUGCGUCAAAACGAGAAAAGUUUUUUAACAAAACGGCAGGAGAAUAUUUUUUUGACCGUCAUAGAAGAUCGUUCGCUGCAAUUCUUUAUUACUACCAAAGUCGGGGAUUGCUUGUUCAACCAAAUGCAGUACCUGUAAACAUAUUUUACAAAGAAUGUCUUUUUUUUCAAUUGCCUGACAACGUUGUUGAGAAACUUCAAAUUGAAACAGGGGUACUCGAUAGGGUAGAAACAAGACAAAUGCCAACCAUCGGUAUUUUUAAAAAGAUUUGGGAAGCAAUGGAGUACCCAGAUUCAUCCAAAUUUGCAAAAUUUCUAGCCAUUCCCUCUGUCAUUAUUAUAUUGGCAUCGAUAGUCAUAUUUUGCUUGGAAACUCUCCCCGACUUUAACCCCUUGGCUCCUCAACGUUCAGGAAAUAUCACAUCAUGUCCAGGAAGUAUAACAUCACACCCAGGAAACAUCACAUUAUGUCCAGGAAGUAUCAUAUCAUGUCCAAGAAAUGUUACAUCAUGUUCACAGAACGAUGAUCAUUUAAACCCUUAUGAAAAAUUCUGGUUUAUGAUAAACAGCAUCAUCAUUGCGUGGUUUACCGCUGAAUUCGUUGUCCGUCUUGUCGUUUGUCCAAACAAAGCAAGAUUUAUAGUCGCUCCACUUAAUAUCAUCGACAUACUUAGCAUUCUUCCAUAUUACGUUACGCUUUUAAUGAAAGAUCUCGGUGGAAGCAUUGAAGUGUUGCGUGUUGUCCGUGUUGUGCGCGUGUUUCGUGUAUUUAAAAUCUCGCGACAUUCACGUGGAUUACAGAUUCUUGGCGAUACUCUCCAAUCAUCUUUCAGAGAAUUGUUCAUGCUGGGGAUUUUCCUCGUCAUUUGCGUGACGAUAUGUGGAAGUUGCAUUUACUAUGCAGAGCUCGGACAAGAUUCUGGGUUUAAAAGUAUUCCUCAUUCCUUCUGGUGGGCCAUUAUUACUAUGACAACAGUUGGUUACGGUGAUGAAUAUCCCACAACAUUUCUUGGAAAGUUUGUCGGAGGUUUUUGUGUAAUUGCUGGGGUUCUAAGCAUCGCCCUUCCAGUUCCUGUGGUCGUUUCAAACUUUGAGCAAUUUUAUCGAAAGGAAUUAAACCGAAGGAGCCUGGAAAAGGACAAGAAGGACGUCGAAAAAAAGAAAGGAAAGAAAAAAAGAGAUCAAAACAACUCGAAAUUGAAGAAUGGGAGAAAAGAAAUGUGUUCGUGGCACACUUAUUUUUGUGAAUGUGAUAGCUUUGAUUUUGGGCCUUGGCGUGCUUUCCUUGGGAAUCUGGGUCCAAGUUGAGAAAGGAGAUUAUAUCGCUUUGGCGGACUCGAAAACAGGCCUCACGGGAUCUCUGCUGUUGAUAAUAAUUGGUGGCGCAACUGCGAUCAUUUCAAUAGUUGGUGCAUGUGGAGCCUAUUUUCGAAGCUCUUGUUUGUUAUGGACGUUCUUUGUUAUGCUAUUGGGGAUUGUGAUUGCAGAGCUCGUGGCUUUAGCUUUAGGCUUUAUUUACAGGGAUAAGGUUGAAGACGAAUUUCAUAAAGACCUGAGAAAGACAAUUCAA